Messenger RNA from Chilo suppressalis (striped riceborer), 2842 nucleotides. NCBI's taxonomy places the organism in Eukaryota, Metazoa, Arthropoda, Insecta, Lepidoptera, Crambidae. The record is from the annotation of a GenBank genome assembly.
AUGCGUAUUCAGAGUGAUCUUUUAUCAUCCUCUGAAAGCUCCACUAAGCGUGCUCGCCUUCUAGCUGUAUUACAGGCAGAGUCUGGUUACUGGCUGCAAAUUUUACUUUCAGCCAAUAUCGGGACUUUGCUUGACAAGAGCACUCUGUCUUUUGCGAUAUGGCUUAGACUUGGCGUCAAGACUAAUCAUCCCCAUCGCUGUCGUUGCGGUACUCGCGUCGGUGAGCUGGGACACCAUGGCCUCUCACGCCAAAUAAUCGCUGGGAGACUCGGCCACGCCUACAUCAAUGACGUCAUCCGCAGGGCUCUUGUCGCUGCCAACGUAACGUGCCAGCGGUCCUUGAGUCGAAAGGCAUCUUCCGGUACGACAUCAUUGUAUCGUUGGAAUAACUUUGGAAUACACAAAGAAUACAUAACAGCAAUGGCGAAUUGGUCUGCUCUCGGUUCAAUAAUUCUCCCUAAUGUGGGAGGUUGGGCCAACGGGUUAUACUUUGCUGGUCAAGUACGCUCUGAACAGAAAUCCUGGUAUGACGACUUGAAGAAGGCUCCAUGGAAUCCUCCUAAGUGGGUGUUCGGUCCAGCUUGGACAGUUCUUUACAGUGGCAUAGGAUAUGCUUCCUAUUUGGUAUAUGAAGAAUGCGGUGGUUUCACAGAGGAAGCAGUCCUACCCUUAUCUCUGUACGGCGGUCAGCUACUCCUGAACUGGGCUUGGACACCCAUUUUCUUCGGACUGAAGGAUUUCAAGCUGGCGCUCAUUGAGAUAGUGGUUCUGUCCGGGGCCGCGACGGUUACUACGGCUUCCUUCUUCUCUGUGAACAAGACUGCCGGCUGGCUGAUGGUGCCAUACUUGGCGUGGUUGGGUUAUGCCACCUCUCUUUCGUACUACAUCUGGAAGAACAACCCGCAGUCGCCCAAGAUCAAGGAGAUCAAAGACGAGAAGACGAACAACUAAAGGUAAUAUUUAUUUAAUUAUUAAAAACUAGCUCUUGCUGCCUUUUGAGAACCUCAUGGGAAUCUUAAAAUUUUUUGGGGUAAAAAGUAUUCUAUAUCGUAAUCCACGUAAUAAAUCAUAAUGUAUUUUAUGUGUGCCGAAUUUAAAAAUUCGUAAUCUCAAAUAUAGGUAUCCAACAUUAAAAAUAGCCCGUUAGAGGAUAGCUGUCGGAUAAUGUUCGAUCGAGUUUUUUUUUGUGCUUUGGAAGGCACGUUAAGCCGUUGGUUCCGCCCGCUUCUGCAGUUGUUAGCACCCAAUAAUCUGCACUGGGCUCGCGUCAAAGGGAUAGCCAGCAGUGAGGACAUUUAUCAUUAAUCGCAUUUAUCACGGAGAGUGUUGUGAGGAAUUGUUCGGAUCAGUUCCAGCUGCUGCAUGUCGCCAUCGUACAUCGCGACAAAAAUUUCAUCCCCAUCAUCUUGAUGCGUGGCUAUCCACAACCGUGCGUUUUUGUCGAAUUUCACGUACGACAAAACUGUGGAAUAUAUUGUCGCCAGCAGUGUUUCCGGACCAAUACGAAGGCCGGCAUCGCAUUUGUGAUACUCCUGGUGUUGCAAGUGUCCAUGGACGACGGUGAUCACUUACCAUCAGGUGAGCCGUCUGCUCGUAUGCCACCUAUAACAUAAAAAAAAAAAAUAGGUUAAUGAUGACGAUAAUUAGUUUACCCGACAGACGUUGUCCUGCCCAACUGCAACGCCAUCUACUGGGGUCCAGUUGUGAAUCUAAACCACUAUGAGAUCCACUCGAAUGCACAAAUUACAAAAUUUAUUUAAAACGGUCCAGCCGUUUAGGGGAGGUCCGUUACAUACGCAAAAACUGAAGAAUUUCACAUAAUAAUGUAAAGAUUAGAAAAAUAACAGCAUUAAUUUUCAUACAUGUAGGAAUUAGAACAUUCGGUUUAAACUAUUGCUUUGAUAAUUUCGUACUUUACCCGUAUCAACUUUAAUUUUUUUGACUAACUUGGCUCUAUACUAAAUUGAUCAAUAUCGGAGUAUAAGCACCUACUUGGUCUAUAAUCUGAGAUUGUGUUUUAGGGUUCCGUACCACGAAAGGAAAAAACGGAACCCUUAUAGGAUCACUUUGUUGUCCGUCCGUCCGUUUUCUCAGGAACGCGUGGUGGUAUCAAACUGAAAUUUAUAUCAAAUACUCAGGUCUACUGUCACUUGGAGCUGUGAAAAAAUCUAACUUCUAAGCCUAUGCAAUCAAAAGAUACAGCCGUUUAUUCCGAAACUCACAAAACUUCCCGUGAACUCAGAAGCUUAAAAUUUGGUACGAAACAACGUCUUAUAGCACAGAUGAAGGAAAAAUUGCUAACAUCACAUUUUUUUUAGUAAUAACUUUAACCUUCAGGUUUGUACGGAACCCUCGGUGCGCGAGUUCGACUCGCACUUGACCGGUUUUUUAUAAGUGACAAAGGUGGCAAAAUAUGCAAAUGCGAAGUUUUAUUUCCACUUAUUCACACUAUCAAAUAAAAAUAGUAGUAAUAAUGGAAGAUAAAAUAUUCCAUGUAACGUUGUAUCAACAAGUGGAUCGUAGAACAAAAUGGCUUUUUCCGUUCUUUUAGUUAAGUCAGUACCCCAAGCACGAACUAUGACACAUCCGUAAUCGUAUCGCAAUCGUUGUUAGCUUACCGGACGUAAAAAGAAACUAGGUCCUUCCAUAAAAACUUUGACGAUGGUGAUACGAACACGGAUGUGUCAAAGUUCAUACUUCGCACAGAACUCUUAGUUACUAAUAGUAGAUUAGUACUACUAGUAGAACUAGGAGUGGCAUUUACUUUAGUAAUUACAAAAGACGCAUUGUAUGUCAUUAUUGAAAUUAAAUUUUGUUUCAGAUAUUUGACUGCACGAACGCG